AUGUACAACGGUAUAGGAUUAACCACUCCCCGUGGCAGCGGCACAAAUGGCUAUGUCAUGCGUAAUCUCUCGGCACUUCGUGUGCACGAGACAGCCGCAGAUCGAGCUGCUGCCUGGGACGUAGCUCCCCCAAAGCAUAGGGAACCGGACGAAGCUAUUUUGGAACACGAGAGAAAGAGAAAAGUUGAAGUUAAAUGUCUGGAGCUGCAAUUGCAGCUAGAGGACGAUGGUCUGGAUGAAGGAACCAUCGAAACGCGAGUUGACGAGCUUCGUACAACUUUGAACAAGGAUUUAGCGUCACUCGCUCCGUCCGCGAAAAAAUUGAAACCAUCUGAUACGCAUGGUAUUGCAGCUGCCAAAAAGGCUGAACUCGACAGAAUGGCCCGAGCACUGGGCACGAGAAGUAACUACACGGAGGGCGAUGCAUUUGACCGAGAGAAGCAAGAAGAAAACAAGAUGCGUCGUAUGGUUGAGCGGGAGGAGCGCGAGAAGAAACGUGAGGAAGACAAGUUGAAAUGGCUGGAGCAAAAGCAGAAGUGGGAGGCAGAAAAGAAGGAACGUGACCGCUUGCGUCGGAGGGAGGAAGAUAGGAUAAGGAGAGAGAAAGAGGAGAACGGCCGAAGGAAAGAGAGAAUGCUUCCUCCCGUUCCUGCAUUUAGGGAUCGACCAAGAGAUCAUCGUGGAGAGCGUGACCGCAGGAGCCGAAGCCCCCGACGUGAAAGAGAUGUUCGACGCCGCAGGUCACCUUCUCGAUCUCCUCCGCCUCGUCGGCGUUCUCCGUCUCCUGUGCAAUCCAAAAGGUCUCGUUCCCCCGACCGAGCAGGAUAUAGGCGUUCUGGAUCUGUUACACCGCCGUCGAGGCGAUCACCACUUCCCGUACUUUCCCAUCGCUCGCGUGAGCGUUCAGAAUCACCUCCUCGUCGUGGCCGUGAUCGCUCAGGAACACCACCUCGCCGACGUGGGUGGGAUAGGUCAGAAUCUCCACCUCGGAAAGAACGCGACCUCUCACCACCUCCUCUUCGUAAUGGAGGCGACCAAGAUCGUGAAAGAAAUGCCUCUCAAUCACCGCGACCGACAGGACGUAGUCGCUCAGCUUCUUCGAAUUCAUCCAUGUCUGUAAGCACGGGACGCAGCCGCUCCAGAGAUUAA
Suillus bovinus is the source of this 1149-nucleotide messenger RNA. Its product is annotated as cwf21 domain-containing protein. The record is from RefSeq and is a predicted model, not a curated record. Lineage: Eukaryota; Fungi; Basidiomycota; Agaricomycetes; Boletales; Suillaceae. The coding region runs from base 1 to 1149 and encodes 382 amino acids. The transcript is spliced from 3 exons.